This is a messenger RNA of Lates calcarifer (barramundi perch), 2627 nucleotides long. RefSeq names its product acyl-coenzyme A thioesterase 11. Lineage: Eukaryota; Metazoa; Chordata; Actinopteri; Centropomidae. The record is from RefSeq and is a predicted model, not a curated record. Gene Ontology annotation, molecular function: thiolester hydrolase activity; lipid binding. The transcript is spliced from 17 exons. The coding region runs from base 175 to 2085 and encodes 636 amino acids. Gene Ontology annotation, cellular component: extracellular exosome.
AGAGACGAUGAGCAUGUCAGCAUAUUUUCGUGCUAAGGUAAACUACACCAGACACAGACUGAGCCAGUCUACGCCCUCACACACACACACACACACACUAUAAUAGGAGCGGGCAGCAUGAAAGGCUGAAAACACACUGACCUGGCCUGGCUGACCUGGCUAUCUGCUUUGACAAUGAGCUCCAGACUGUCAAGUGAUCUGGAGAAAGAUGAGGAAGAAGAAGAAGAGGAAGAAGAAGGGGAGAGCGUGAACCCGACAGAGGUGAAGAUGAGUCAGAUAGUGAUGCCCUGUCACAGCAAUCAUCGACAGGAGCUGAGCGUGGGACAGCUGCUCAAAUGGAUCGACUCCACUGCCUGCCUCUCUGCUGAGAGACAUGCUGGGAGUCCCUGCGUCACUGCUUCGAUGGAUGACAUCCAUUUUGAACACACUAUCAGUGUGGGUCAGGUGGUGAACAUCAAGGCAAAGGUCAACAGAGCCUUUAACACCAGUAUGGAGGUGGGCAUACAGGUGAGCUGUGAGGACCUGUUCUCUGAUCGUCACUGGAGAGUUUGUCACGCCUACGCCACCUUUGUAACCCAGCGCACAAACACUGGAAAAAAGGUGAUCUUGAAGCCCAUUGUACCUCAGACUCAGAAAGAGCAAGUUGAAUACAGCGUGGCUGCUGAGAGGAGGAGGGUCCGGAUGGUACAUGAUGACAUCAUCAAAGAUCUGCUCUCCCAUGGGUCAGUCCAGCAAGCUGACAACUCAGCAGUAGGCAAUGCAGUGGCAGCAGAGAGGACCAAGGUGGAGAGUGUUGAACUGGUUCUACCCCCACAUGCUAACCAUCAGGUGAAUACAUUUGGAGGACAGAUCAUGGCCUGGAUGGUGAAUGUAGCUACAAUUGCUGCCAGUCGUCUAUGUCAGGCUCAUCCCACUCUUCGAACCAUUGACAUGUUCACCUUCAGAGGACCUUCUCAGAUUGGAGACAGACUGCUGCUGAGGGCAAUAGUCAACAAUGCCUUCAAAAACAGCAUGGAAGUAGGAGUGCGAGCAGAGGCCUAUCAGGAGGAGGGGCCUAACAGACACAUAAACUCUGCCUUCAUGACCUUUGAGGUGCUCGACGACCACGGGAAGCCAUGUUUGUUACCACGGAUACGACCCGAACCCCUGGAAGGGGAGAGGAGGUUUCAAGAGGCCAUAGCCAGGAAGAAGAUCAGACUGGACAGAAAGUACAUCAUUUCCCGUACGCAGGGUGAGGCUCCCCUGUCUGUGCCCUGGGACCCCACAAACCAGGUGUUUGUUUGCUAUUGCAUAUGUAUGUUUUGUGUGUGUGUGUGUGUGUGUGUUUUCCAGGUGUACCUGAGCUAUAACAACGUGUCGGCUCUGAAGAUGUUGGCUGCUCAAAACAACUGGCGCCUCAGCUCUGAGAAAGACAAGGUUCAUCUCUACACCCUGGAGCAGAAGUCCAUGUUGAGUUUCAGGGUGGAAUCAGAGGUGGACGUUCCUGCUCACAGAGCCUUUUCUCUGCUGGCUGAGAUAAGCAACAGACCAAGCUGGGACACACAUUAUCGGAAAUGUGAGCUGAUUCACCAGGUGGACGAUGACGACUUCCUGUAUCGUGUGGUUACCCCAUCAGUCAGUCACGGUGCUCUAGGUUCCCCGACUUCAUCCAGUCAGGGAGAAGGAAUUCUCCAGGACUUCAUCUUGUUGGCCUCCAAGAGGAAGCCGUGUGGCAGUGGAGAUCCGUACGUCAUCGCUCUGCGGUCAGUGUCUCUGCCCACUCACCCACCCACUGAAGGAUAUAAUAGAGGGGAGGUUCUGUGUGCUGGAUUUACCAUCCUGGAGACCAAAAACAACAUGUCACUAAUCCGGUACUAUAACCAGGCGUCUCCAGAGGUCCUUCCCUACAUCUCCACUGACAUCGCUGGCCUCUCCUCCUCUUUCUACCACACCUUCUGCUCCUGUAGUCAAUACCUGACUAGGAACAGGCAGAAUGUUACCUCUGAGGAGCAAACUGGCCAAUACCAGGCCACAAACACAGACAGUCCCACCUGUGAGACUCAGGUUGACGCUCUGUCAGUGGCCCUCCACAGCACCCAGCUGUAGACAGUCAGUGGUACUUUCUAGGCCAGUUUACAUCAAAAAGUGUAGGGUGAGGUCUGCUGUUUGUACAAGGUAUGAUUAAUACUGUCACAAGUGUUCAGAGUGAACACAAGACGAUAUUUACAUGAAAAAUGUUAAACUUUUUUUUUUUUAACAGGCUUAAGAAUAGAUCACAUUAGAACAGAGCAGUUAGAAAAUAUCACAAUAAAGUGAGUAAAGGAUGAUUUCAAAAUGAAGUCUCAUUAAAUAUUAAUGAUUCCAUUUGGACUCAAAUAAAACUUUGAUGUGUAUCUUCCAGGAUCAGCUCAUCUGUUUUGCACUCUCAUUAAUCUAAGGUAAAUGCUGGUCUAACUGUAUAUCUCAGUGUUGGGUUAGAGGGAAAUGUUGAGUUUAUGUUAAGAAACACUAACAGUGGCAUUAAGUGAUUAAUGAAUUUUCUCCAUUUGCUGACUGCAGUUAGCACAAGGUAUCUUCUUUCUUUUGAUAAAAACAUUGAUGUCUCACUGAAUGCUUCAUAGGACUUUAAUAAAAUAUUUUUAACAAAA